Messenger RNA from Aspergillus sclerotioniger CBS 115572, 1542 nucleotides. Its product is annotated as mitochondrial 37S ribosomal protein mS35. Lineage: Eukaryota; Fungi; Ascomycota; Eurotiomycetes; Eurotiales; Aspergillaceae. Gene Ontology annotation, molecular function: structural constituent of ribosome. Gene Ontology annotation, cellular component: mitochondrial small ribosomal subunit. Gene Ontology annotation, biological process: mitochondrial translation. The transcript has 2 exons. The coding region runs from base 34 to 1182 and encodes 382 amino acids. The record is from RefSeq and is a predicted model, not a curated record.
UUCCAUCCCAAUUCCCCAGACUGCCCCUCCCCAAUGGCCUUCCUCGCUCGGUCCUUGGGCCGCUCGGCCUCCUUCCUGGCCCGGAGAGGGCCCCUCAUCACCCCAGUCCGCCAAUUUUCCGCCACUCCCCUCUCCUUCAUGCCCGAAGACCCGACCAUCCCUGACCCUCCGAGGGACCCUCGCCCGGAGGACCUGCCCCCGGUGGCUGAAUACUCGCCCGAUCUAUUGUCUAGUGAAGAGCGGGCACGUUAUGACAUGUUGUCUCCGGAGGAGCGACAGGAAUUCGACGAAGAGAACCGCCUUCUUGUCGCAGAAUACAACGACCCGCAGAAACGGGCGGCCAUGUUUUCGGAGCUCGAUCGCGAAGCCAUGGACAUUGACAAGAGCAACCCCCUUUCGUUCAACAAACGGCGUCUAAAGAAUGGUGGACUUUGGGCGGAAGAUGAAACGGAUGAAUUCUGUAUCGUCGAAGACGGCGAUGAGGAUUUCAACGAUGACGAAAUGACUAGCAUGGCGUACGCACAACUUGAAGAACAUCGCGACAUUCGAGAAUACACUCGAAUCGCCGCAUGGGAUAUGCCCUUCCUGAGCCAGCUCGCCCAACCCUUCACCCUUCCCCACGAAUCUCACAUCCUCCGCUUCCGUUACACAACAUACAUGGGUGAGCAGCAUCCUGCCGAACCCAAGGUCGUCGUCGAGCUGUCCUCCAAGGACUUGACUCCCAAGUACCUCACCGAAGCCCAGCGCCAGACCUUCCUCAAACUCGUGGGUGUCCGCUACAACCCCCAGACCGAUAUCGUGCGCAUGUCCUGCGAGAAGUUCGCCCUCCGCGCGCAAAACAAGCGCUACCUGGGUGACACCAUUAAGGCAUUGAUCAAGGAGGCCAAGGAGGGUGAUGCGUUCACGGACAUCCCUCUCGACGUGCGUCACCACAAGCCAAAGGUCACGCGCCGCUUCCCCGAGUCGUGGGCCAUGACGCCACAGCGCAAAAAGCAGCUGGAAGCCAGACGUAUAGAGAGACUGGCUGAACGGCAGGCGUUUGUGGACGGGAACAAGGUCGUUCUGCAUGCGGCGCGGACGCUGCCGUCUCUGAACCCUCCCUUGAAGGCAAAGGCCACGGAAGAGCGGGAGAAGGUCGCCGUGAAACUGGGCGCAAAGGCCCAGAAGAGGAAGCUCCGUUGAAAUGAACCACAUGAUCUCUGGGAGAGAAAUGGGUAUGUCCAUAACUGAUGUGUCUGUUUCGAGGGUUUACUGUAUUUUCUUGAUCCCGUGUAAGCUCAAACAAAACAGGGCGGCGCAUAUUCGCAAGGUUGUCUUAGACGUUUAUUAUGUCUCAAUGUAUUAUAUCACAUUCAUCAUGAUCUUGACACUUACCUAGUUCUUCCCUGAUCGUAUGUCCAAUAUCUACAGUACACCGACCACCCAUAUACUCAACGAGACAAGGGAGCAACAUAGUCGCCAAGGAUUGAUUUCACAUUCUGUCAUGAUUUUCUGAUUUACUACUUCCCCAUGUGAGAAAAAGAAAAGAAAGAUAGAUUAUAA